UUGUUCCUCCUAGACUUCACGUAAUAUCAGAUGCCAGAUAAUAGACUGUACUGGACUUAUAUCGAAAUAAUAACGACCAAAUUAACGAAAGAAGUCGGGAGCUACACUCGUGUGCGCCUACUCACGCCAUGCUUAACCCGGAAGUCCGACAUUGGUAUUGUGAAAGCAAAAGUCACUGGAUCAUCAGUGACUGCGUUCUGGGCCUAGAACAGCAGUUUGAUGGGGCAUUGCCAUGGCAACGACUAGAGCGUCAACAUGUCGACACGUCGUGAAAAGGAAGAGCAACCAAAAGUAAGGGACAACAAGGUACAGAAAGAGGAAACUGCCUUCCUACACUGGGAAGCGCUGCCACACCAACAAAUCCAAGACCUGCUGAAGAAAACUGGGGAUGAACUCCAGUCGGAAAUAAAGGAGAUUCUGGGCUUCAGGAACCAUCAGAUGUGUAUGAAGGAAUCUGCCCUGCUGGAUUACUAUGUCUGUGGUUUCUGGUGGGCAAAAGAGGCCAACUUCACCCCUAUACAGACCUCCUUCACCAUGGCUGUACUGCACAUGCUGCUGGAUAACAUAAUAGAGAAACAGAUGGUUUUGGUGGAGAACUUGAUGGAGUUUGCUAAGGCCUUAGCUGCUGCCUGCCAAUACUCGACUUCAGAGGAAGACACCACUUCACUUCUGGACAGAGAAGAAGCCAAGUCACUCAUAAGUUACAUCGGAAACAGUCUGUUUCAGAAAUACAGACUCUAUGAGCUUCUCUUCACCACAUCCAGAGAGGAGCUACUGACAGGCAUGGAGACAUGCUGUUUUCCAGAGGACCGUUGAGGUGUUCAGCUGUCAGGAUGCCCUCACUCCACUGGAGGAAGGCAUUUCCACUUACCUCUACUUCCAGUAAAUGGCUCUGCCUGCUAUCCAGAAAAAUGAACAGGUGGUGAUGGACAGAUGGAUGGAUGGACAGCACCACUGUGAGCUGUGAUUCCUUUGUUGUCCAUAGUUGGGCGUUGUCUUUCUAUGGAAUCAUCUUUGUCCUCAGUUUUUCUUCUGUACCCUUCACACAAUCCAUGUUAUUAGACUGCCUCACAUGGAGAAAAAACCCCAGAUAAAUUAAUUGAUCAUUUAUUAUGAACUAGGCUAAUAUUUAGAUAUUGUAUGGGUCAAGUGGUAUGUAACUAUGAGGUGUGCACUUAUUUUUUUCCCUUCACAAUAGAGGAGUUGCCUCUUUACAAAAAAUAAUAAAAAAAAAACUUUUCUGGAUUAUACAUAUGCCUUAUUAUACAUAUUGUUCAUCAUGACUAAUGCUGCAUUCUACGGUGACUUUAGCUUCCCUCUGUGUAUGUAAAAUUAGCAACGGCUACGCAUGUAGAUGCAGUGGCCGGUAGCUCCUUCAAACUUGGUAUAUUUUUGUUUUCAUCUGGGGUUUUUGUUUUUGGUUUUAUUGCUAACUAUAACUGGAAACGACGUGCAUGUACUUCCACAGAAAUAUGAGUUGGCCAGUGGUGGCGCUGUAAUUAAGGCCCAAAAAUACAAUUUUGGAAAGGCCACGUCCCUCACACUUUAAGUCCAGUUGACCUGAAAUUUCUCACGCAAGUCAAUCAACACCAACUUUUUGAUACAGCAUUGCAGGACUGAGAUACACAUUUCUAUUAUAAAUGAACAAGAACAGUCUGUCUUUGGGAAUCGGCGUGCCUAAGCAUGUUGCCCUUGACCCAUAGGGGGCGCCACAAAUGCCUAAAAAACUUUACCGAAUGAGCUAGAAACUGGAAACCUGGCCCAAUAACUGGAAAUGAUGUGUAUGUGCUUCCAUAGAAAUAUGAGUCAAAUUUUAGGCCAUUUUUCACCAUUUACAGGCUACGUACUUUGUGCAUUGUCCAAUCUUCCCCAAAUUUCACAUGUUUGAUAAGAGUCCCGGUCUGUGGGCAUCUACAUGCCAUUAAGGAGUCAUAGUCAUUAUACAUUUACAUCAAAUACAUUUUUGAGAGGCUCAAAAACUAUAGAAAUUUUGCACACACAUCACAACUGGCAGUUCUGCAGUGAUUGGGCUCGGGCAUGGCCAGGGGGCUCUAUGGUGCCCCGAAACGCAUGCCACAGUUGGGAAAAAGUUGCUUUGAUCUUCAUGAGAUGUUGGGGGAUCAUUACAGAUCAUAAAGAACAUAUUUCAGUUUCUUGUGAGAGAGUUUGCCCAACAGGAAGUCAGCCAUUUUGGAUUUCUUGCGUCAAUUUCAAUUUUCUUUUAACACGUUUGAGGCCUUUAGGAUUCUCAAAAAGUCAUGAAACUUUGCACCCAGACUUGAACUGGUAAAUAUUUCAAUUUGAUAUUACUUUUGGGCUGGGGAUGGCACAUUGGCUCUAUAGCGCCCCCUAAUGACUUUUAUCCUUCAAAUGGCUCGGUAUAGUUGAAAACUCACGAAACUUGGCACACGCGUCAGAAGGGGUAUGUUUUGUUGUCUGGUAUAAUCUCUUGGAGCCAUACCCUAAACCCAACAGGAAGUCAGCCAUUUUGAAUUGAAAAUGCACUUUUCGGCAUUUACAGGUUCCGUACUUUAGCAAACUCCUCCUAGAGAAUUAAUCGGGUCGACUUAAAAUUUUCGCAGAGCAAUCUAAAGACCUUUAUGAUGAAAAGCUGAGUUUUCGUCGAACGGUGUGACCGUUAUGGGGCGGCGAAUUUCAAUGUUUCACCAUGAAACAGGAAGUGGUUUGUCACACGACAUGGUCCAAUCUCAACCAAACUUCAGAUCCCACCCUGAACACAUCUAUCGAUCUAUCAGUAAUUUUCACAGUGCAACCUACUGGCAACAGGAAAUGGCAUGUUUUACACAUUGAUUUACUCCAGCCAACAAUUUGAGUACAUCCACUUCAAAUGUCAUCAGAAAUGGCCUUAAGACCUUGUGAUGCGUCACUGUAAAGAUUGUGAGUUUUUGGCAAACGGCCUUGGCGUGGGGACACGGCUAAUUUUGAUGCUUCGCCAUGACACGGAAAGCUGUUGUAACUUCACUUUACAUUGUCCAAGCUUGUUAGAUGCAUGUUAGAUGCUUGCAUGUUAGAUAAGAGUCCAGGCAUGAACACAUCCAUAUCCUCAAACUGAGUCAUAGUCAUAGCGCCACCUACUGACAACAGGAAGUCACCCCAAAUUAAGCCCCUCCUUGCGGUUUGAUGUAAAUGUACGAAAUUUGGGAGGCACAUGUAAGAUACUCAGGUAGACUCCUUCCCGAGGGCAGGGCUUAAGUAACACAGAGUAGCUUAAAUUUCUGAGUUCCCGGUCCAUUUUUCACAAUUGAGAAUGACUUCCGGAUGGGAGCCGAAAUGUCUUGAUUCUGAAAACAGUGUCCAGAUGACUACGACUGAAACCUUUUCUACGAUAGGACACUCCUGGACGAAUGAGGGACUACACUGUCAUAAAAGAAGUAGUUCUUCUUGUAGCUUACACACCUGCACUCAUCCACACCAGUAUCCUCUAUUUAUCAUCCUCACUUUUAGCACAGAGAAUGUGCUUACUCACCGAAAUAGAUCACUACACUGAACUUUGUUAUAGCACUUUAUCAUUAAAGUGGUCAUUUUAUUCUUAA
Messenger RNA from Siniperca chuatsi (mandarin fish), 3554 nucleotides. RefSeq names its product ciliary associated calcium binding coiled-coil 1 (gene cabcoco1). Lineage: Eukaryota; Metazoa; Chordata; Actinopteri; Centrarchiformes; Sinipercidae. The coding region runs from base 256 to 816 and encodes 186 amino acids. The transcript is spliced from 6 exons. The record is from RefSeq and is a predicted model, not a curated record.